Messenger RNA from Paramisgurnus dabryanus, 2595 nucleotides. RefSeq names its product mahogunin, ring finger 1a (gene mgrn1a). Gene Ontology annotation, molecular function: ubiquitin protein ligase activity. Gene Ontology annotation, biological process: negative regulation of G protein-coupled receptor signaling pathway; endosome to lysosome transport; protein ubiquitination. Gene Ontology annotation, cellular component: nucleus; early endosome; cytoplasm. Lineage: Eukaryota; Metazoa; Chordata; Actinopteri; Cypriniformes; Cobitidae. The record is from RefSeq and is a predicted model, not a curated record.
GCUUACUCACAAGGGAGUCUUUUCUAACAAUGUUGUUUAUGUUUUUAUUCUGUUAAUGGAUCGUUUGCAUCGUUCUUUAGGACUUGUAAGUUAAAACAAGGCAAUCUUUGUUUUGAUAGGGAUUCAAACGUCGACCCAGAAGUAAUUUUCCUCCUCAGUAGUUUGUCUUCGUCAGAGAUGGGAAUGUAUCCAUAGCAGAGGAAACAAACGUUAUCCAGCUAACUGUAACACUAUCCAAACAAACCUUAUUGUUUCACAUAUAUCAGUCAUAAACAGCUAUUUACCUCCGAACAUGGGCUCGAUAAUUAGCCGGAGAAUUGGUGGAGUUGAAGACAUCGAUAUUCAAGCGAAUUCGGCGUACAGAUAUCCUCCAAAAUCAGGAAAUUAUUUUACAAGUCAUUUCUUCAUGGGAGGAGAGAAGUUUGAUACGCCACAUCCUGAGGGAUACCUUUUUGGUGAAAACAUGGAUUUAAAUUACCUAGGCAACAGACCUGUGCAGUUUCCCUAUGUGACCCCUGCUCCACAUGAACCUGUGAAGACAUUGAGAAGUUUGGUGAACAUUAGGAAGGAUUCUUUACGACUUGUCAGGUAUAAGGAUGAUUCUGACAGCACACCGGAUGACACAGGAGAUCCUAGAGUCCUUUACGGAGUUGAAUUCUGCUUUGAUACUGAUGCUAGAGUGGCUAUUACACUGUACUGUCAGGCAUUUGAGGAGUUUGCCAAUGGAAUGGCAUUAUACAGCCCCAAGAGCCCUUCAAUGGUGUCUGAAACGGUCCAUUAUAAGAGAGGAAUAAAUCAACAAUUUUCUCUGCCAUCCUUCAAGAUUGAUUUCACCAAAUGGAAGCCUGAGGAGCUGAACUUUGAUCUGGAUAGAGGUGUUUUCCCUUUGGUGAUCCAGGCAAUAGUGGAUGAUGAUGAUGUCACAGGCCAUGCACAUGUUCUCUUGGCAGCUUUUGAAAGGCACGUCGAUGGCAGUUUCUCAGUGAAACCCUUAAAACAGAAGCAAAUAGUGGAUCGUGUGAGCUAUCUGCUGCAGGAGAUUUACGGCAUUGAAAACAGGAACAAUCAGGAAACAAAGUCCACAGAGGAUGAGAACAGCGACAACAGCAGCGAGUGUGUGGUCUGUUUAUCAGACAUGCGUGACACGCUCAUCCUUCCCUGCAGGCACCUGUGUCUGUGCAAUACCUGUGCCGACACACUGCGUUACCAGGCCAACAACUGCCCUAUCUGCAGACUCCCAUUCAGGGCUCUGCUCCAGAUUCGAGCUGUGAGAAAGAAAACGGCAAAAAGAGUUACUUUCAGCCCGGUGCUGCCCCAGAGCUCUGACCAUACUGAGCAUUCGAAUGCUGACAAUAUCCCACCUGGCUAUGAGCCUAUUUCUCUUCUGGAGGCCCUGAAUGGGGUGCAGCCGAUGUCUCCUUCCAUCCCAUCAGCACCUCUGUAUGAGGAGAUCCAGUUUUCGGGGGAGAUGGGAGAUCCGCUGACCGGGCGGCAGCAGAGCAUGGACACUGCAUCAAUUGAGGGCAAAGGCAGCAAGUCACCAGAUAGUUCUGCACGUUCUCCAUCAUCUCCCAUACAAGAGGAAGAGGAUGAAGAGAGGCUGUCGGAGCUCUCAGAUGCCCAGCCUCGGGCAGUUCUGCCAUGCUGCCUGACUCCCACUGAGACAACUCUAGAGGGCGUGUCCGCCAAACCUGGCUUCCCAAAUUCAGGUUCAGAGAGCAGAUCGUUGGGUGUGUCAGUGAGUGAAAUCCUACAAGACUGCCACAGUGAGCGCAGCAGUUUGAGCCGUACAGAAAGUGACCCUUCAGCAGAUUUGGCCCUGCCUGCAUCUGAGUCAUGGUCCACAGCUGUAGAGGAAUGUUGACUCUGGGUCAUCAGGGUCCACCGAAAGCCUGAAGAGUCAGAGCACCAACAGCUCCAGUCAGCCCUUGCUCUGCCUCCCCAGCACACUGCACAUGGAAGAUGAGCGUCUCACUCCAUAAUGACCAAGCCGUUCUUUCAUUCCCCCCAGUUCUCUGUUUUCAUCCCAGAGGAUUGUUGUUCAAUGAAGCGAUCAAAUCAAGUACCACAAUCAAAGUCUCAUGCUGAUGUGUUCAAAACAUUUCUAUGUAAAGUAGAAAUCUGUAACAGACAAUACAAAUGUUUAGCACGGUAGCUUUAAGAAAACUUCAUAAAGAUGAGAUUUUUAAGACUGUAAUAACUUUUAGCUUAACAGUGCACUGCUUUAAUGUUUCAAAUUCAUUUCUGCAUGUUCUUGUUUUAUGACUGCGUGAUGGAAAGUUUUUAUCGUUUGUAUAACCAGCAAAUGUACACUAAAUGCAUCAGAUUUUGACACUAUAUAAUCAUGUACCCAAGUAAUCACGUAUGUCGGUAUCUUAUAUAAUUUGUUUGUGCCUUACAGUAGUGUGUGGCUGUUUUUCCUUCCUUUGAAAUAUACAUACAUGAUGGGUAGUUUUUAGAUGGAUUUGCCAUCAUUUACAGCAACAUAUCUGAUGCUUUUUAGUGAAUCACUGCUGCUUAUCUACGUCAGGCACCUUAAAAGUAAUGUAUAUUUGUAUGUAGUUAAAUCAUUUUAUCAUAAAGUUUUGUGCUCUA